AUGGAAUAAGAUAGUAUCACCAUUCUUUCGUAAUCCAAGGAAAGACGGAUUAAGUAUUUACUUAUCUUUCAUUCAGAGUUAUUUUGAUUGGAGAUCAAAGUGUGGGUAAAAGUAAGCUCCUCGAGUAGCUACUAAAUGUAGAGUCCAAAGUUAAUGAUAAGGAAAUAUAAACUGUCGAUUUUUUCAUCUCUCGUGUUAUUCUACCUGAUAAUUCAGAAUAGAAAAUAUUUAUAUGGGUUACCACUGGGGAAAUCAAAAAUAUGUAACGAUAUACCCUAAUCAUACUUAUCAUAGCAAUCUCAUUAGAGCAUUUUUGAUAAAGAGUCACAUCUAUGUUAUUGCAUUUUCGCUCAACAAUCCAGUAUCCUUUGAGAAUGCAGUCAACACUUGGUUCGCUCAGUGUUAUAAAAAUGCCAGAGAAACAAAUAACUAUUAUUAUUUUAUUGGCACAAUGAGUGAUAAAGAGCAUCUUUGCGGAUCUUAUCAAGAUAUUAUCUAGAGAAUUGCAGACAAGUGUUAAGAACUCAAAAUAGAGAAAAAUUCAUAGUAAGUCCCAUUUCCUACAGACAAGGCAUACAUAAGAUAGUCAGCAAAAUGGAAUGAUGACAAUAUCAUUGAAUUUGCAAAAAAUAAAUUGCCAAAUAAUGUGUAAGUUUUUAUAAGGAUUAAUUAGAUUUUACUCAGAAACCUCAGCUGUUAUCAAAACAGGCAUUGAGAGAAGUUCAAGCAUAUUCAUUAGAUUAUUGUAAGCAGCAGUGAAGUAGGAAUUUGCAAAGGAUGGCAUAGAGCCCAUUAUUGCACCUUCAAGAACAGCUUCAAGGUUCUCUAUGGCAUAAAUGUAAGUGCCAAUACCUGUAGUUGUACCGACAUCAUCUGCAAGACAAUCAACUCAGACAGGCAGUUUGUAAGUAAGUAUGGCAAAAGAUCCUGUUCCAUUUUUACCUUUCGAAUAAAAAGAAUCGAAUUCAUCUUCGAUAGCUGAAAUUAAAAAGGAAUAAAAUCUAUGUUGUAUGAUUUAAUGA
This is a messenger RNA of Paramecium octaurelia, 1022 nucleotides long. Lineage: Eukaryota; Ciliophora; Oligohymenophorea; Peniculida; Parameciidae. The record is from the annotation of a GenBank genome assembly.